AAGGGAAAAUGGGGACGAAAACAAAGAACGAAGGAGAAGUAAGCAAAGCAAGAUAAAGCAGUUACCUCUUCCUAUAUCGAAUGGCGCAUAUUACGAUGUGUAUUGGUCCCCAGUUGUUUCUUCUUCUUCUUCUUCUUGUCCGAACCCAUUUUCCACAUUUCCAUUUCUUCUCCAAAUUUACCAUGCUUUCUGAUUUGGGUUCAUUCUAGUUCCUCUUAUUUAUCUCCUUCUUCUAUCCAUUUGCAUUUCCUUUUCAUUCUGGUUUGUUAAUUUUUAAGCUCAAAAUGGCUGUGGCUAUGGCUUCUUGCAGUCUUGGGGUUAACUUGGGUAGUAACUGUAGUUUGAAAAAACCCCUUGCAAUUCCAUUACAAACUGGGGCUACAGUAGAAGGGUCCUUUGGGUUUGGUUCUAAAAGCUUCUUCAUUGUUCAGAAGGGAAGAUUGUUAUCUUCAUCAACUUCAACUACUCCACGAGCCUCUUCUGCUACAGCUGUGGAGGGUGGUAAACCUGAUGGAAGUCAAAGUGAAACUGACAAGAUCCCAAUUCCCAAAGUUAUUAUUGAUCAAGACUCUGACCCAAAUGCAACUGUGGUGGAGAUAACAUUUGGAGACCGGCUGGGGGCUCUUCUUGAUACUAUGAGUGCGCUUAGGAACCUUGGCCUGAAUGUUGUCAAGGCCAAUGUCUAUUUGGAUUCUUCUGGAAAGCACAACAAGUUUGCCAUCACCAGAGCUGAUACUGGUAGGAAAGUAGAAGAUCCAGAAUUGCUUGAGGCUAUUCGUUUGACAAUUAUAAAUAAUCUGAUAGAGUAUCAUCCGGAAUCAAGUUCCCAGUUAGCGAUGGGAGCAGCGUUUGGAAUUGUUCCGCCACCAGAACAGGUUGAUGUGGAUGUGGCAACCCACAUAAGCAUCAGUGAUGAUGGCCCCAACCGAAGUUUGCUUUAUGUGGAAUCAGCUGAUCGCCCUGGAUUACUGGUGGAUCUUGUAAAGACUGUAACUGACAUUGAUGUUGCUGUAGAAUCAGGAGAAUUCGACACUGAGGGGUUGUUGGCCAAGGCAAAGUUUCACGUUAGCUACAGGGGUAAACCUCUCAUCAAGCCUCUCCAGCAGGUUCUUGCUAACAGUUUGCGGUAUUACUUGAGGCGACCAAUGACUGAGGAGGGGAGUUUUUGAGCCAUGUAGACUACAUUUUCAUGAAGUAUACUUGGAAUUUCUUCAACGAAGCUAAGCGAAGUUGCAACCUUUUUAUUCUGUUGAAGAAAAUAGGGACAAAAAAUAAAAAAAGAUGUAAGAGUCGGGAAAUGUAAUCAAAUGUAGAAUAUUAUUGUCCAAAUUCUUGUAAUAAUAUCAUAGUUACCCUUCUUCCUUUA
Molecule: messenger RNA, 1366 nt
Organism: Prunus persica (peach)
Lineage: Eukaryota; Viridiplantae; Streptophyta; Magnoliopsida; Rosales; Rosaceae
Product: ACT domain-containing protein ACR11
Exons: 10
Coding region: 285-1169 (294 amino acids)
Cellular component (GO): chloroplast thylakoid membrane; chloroplast stroma
Source: RefSeq, a predicted model, not a curated record